This is a messenger RNA of Pogona vitticeps (central bearded dragon), 1443 nucleotides long. The record is from RefSeq and is a predicted model, not a curated record. NCBI's taxonomy places the organism in Eukaryota, Metazoa, Chordata, Lepidosauria, Squamata, Agamidae.
AACUUCUACCUUAUUUUUAAUUGCCAUGCUGAUUGCUGGAGCUGCCUGCCAUGCAGCUGAGCCUGCAAAGGUUUUCCUAGGUACAGAUGACUCAGCAGUGGUUUAUGAGUUUCUUCUUCCGAAGGCGUUCCGGGGCCGUGUGGCUUGGCCAAGGCUACGUAGGCUGGUGCUUCUCAGAGGAGACACAGACAGACAUUGGACUCCCUGCCUCGGCCGCCAGGAGUGGCAGGAGGAGGGCACCGAACCCUCUUUAUAUAUCAAAGAGCUGGCUUGCAUAACGCACAGAGACAGCGGAGACAGGCUGCUAUUGUAGGAAGGAAGGGAGUCCCCGAGUCCAGUUCUCUGCUUCUCUCCUCUUUCUGCUUCUGUCCAGGAUGGAACCGAGUGAGCGCUUCAGCUUUGAACGCUGUCGAGAAACAGCAGACUGGCUGCUCUCCCGUACCAGCCUUCGGCCUGAAAUUGUCAUCAUCUGCGGCUCCGGGCUGGGCCCGCUCGGGGACAGCUUGAAGAAUCAGGAAUCUUUCACGUAUGCAGAGAUCCCCAACUUUCCACACAGCACAGUGGUAGGCCACGAAGGGCGGCUCAUCUUUGGGGAGCUGAAGGGCACACCGUGCGUUUGCAUGAAGGGGCGCUUCCACAUGUACGAGGGAUACCCCCUCUGGAAGGUCACCUUCCCGAUCCGUGUCUUCAAACUCUUAGGUGUUGAGACGCUUCUGGUCACCAACGCCGCUGGCGCCUUGGCGGACUCCUACCGCAUCGGCGACCUCAUGAUUAUCCGGGACCACAUCAACUUGCUGGGAUUGACCGGGCAAAACCCUUUGGUGGGACCCAACGAGGAGCAGUUUGGGCCCCGAUUCCCUGCCCUUGUGGAUGCUUACGACAGACAGAUCCGUACACUGGCCAUGGAGAUAGCCACGCAUCUGGGCUAUGCCUCAUUUGUCAAGGAGGGCGUCUACUGCAUGGUCGGAGGCCCCAAUUUCGAAUCUGUGGCAGAGGCUCGCCUGCUGCGCUUACUCGGGGCAGACGCUGUAGGCAUGAGCACGGCAGCAGAGGUGGUGGUGGCCAGGCACUGCGGAUUACAAGUCUUUGGUCUCUCGCUGAUCACCAACAAGGUGACCAUGGACUACGAUGCUAAGGAGAGCGUCGACCACCAUGGCGUGCUGGAAGUGAGCCGGAAGCGAGCUGCCAUUCUCCAGACGCUGCUCACAGAGCUGGUGGGCAGACUGGCAUCUAGCAAAGGCGGCAACAAGGAGCAGAAAGGAAGCAAGACCAAUUACCAGAAUGGAGCCUAAAGGCAGCUCCAGAGGUCAGCCUUGGACCCCAAGACACUUCGGAUGGAGCUUGUGACUUGGGUGUGCAGAGCCACACACCCCUUUUUUAAUUUAUUUGCUUUAAUUUCCAAAACAAAAACAAAUACAAAAUACAAAAUACUUACUAUGCAAU